Molecule: messenger RNA, 5102 nt
Organism: Onychostoma macrolepis
Lineage: Eukaryota; Metazoa; Chordata; Actinopteri; Cypriniformes; Cyprinidae
Gene: ppp1r16b
Product: protein phosphatase 1, regulatory subunit 16B
Exons: 12
Coding region: 564-2162 (532 amino acids)
Biological process (GO): establishment of endothelial barrier; regulation of sprouting angiogenesis
Cellular component (GO): cytoplasm
Molecular function (GO): protein binding; enzyme inhibitor activity; phosphatase regulator activity
Source: RefSeq, a predicted model, not a curated record
UUUUUUUAUUGCAGUGUUUAUUUCGAUCAAAUCUCAUUGGCGCUUUCGCAUAUUCAAAUUUCGCGCCUCAAGAAGUGACGGUUGACGCUCCUAAAUUUGAAAAUGCAGGCCUGAGGCUUGAGCGCUGAUUCUUUGUGAAUACCUUCUAAUUUGCUUUAUUUAAUAGUGGUUAUUUUUAAAGUUUGAUAGGCUUUGUUCAGUGGAAACCGCAUUCAGGACAUUCUGCUAAUCAUUUCUCGCAACGGAGUUACUGGAGAACCGUCAUACGGGUUUGGAGCGACGGUUUUGUGUCGUUUGACCUCGAGCCCCAGCAGGUCACAGAGCGCCGUCAUGUCAAUCAGAGCCAGCUGACGAACCUUCUUCAUGUCCUGCUGGGAAAGAUCCAGCACCCGCGUCACUCCCAGCCGGCACUGCGGACAGAUGACCCGCUACACACGGAGAGAGAGACAGGGAAAAGGAGGAGGUUCAGGAUGAAGGGUGGAGGUUUGGCAGGGAGCUGCAGCCCCUGCUAGAUUCACCGCCUCACCUUCAUCACCACCUUCAUCACCCUCAUCAUCAUCAUCAUGGCCAAUCACCUGGAGCUGCUGACGGAGCUGCAGCAGCUGGAUAAGGUGCCCAGUCUGGAGCGGCUCCGGGCCGCGCAGAAGCGACGCACGCAGCAGCUCAAGCGAUGGGCCGUCUACGAGAAAGAAAUGCAGAACAAGAAGCGCAAGGCCGACAAACGGCGCGGCCACGGGAACCUGCUGGAGAACCGCAGGAGGGUUUCUUUCGCGGCGAGCAUCGCUCUGCUGGAGGCCUCGGCGAGGAACGAUCCGGAUGAAGUGCGAUAUCUACUGAAGAACAACUUGAGUCCUGAUCUGUGUAACGAAGACGGACUGACGGCCCUGCACCAGUGUUGUAUUGAUAACUAUGAGGAUAUGGUGCGGAUCCUGUUGGCUCAUGGAGCGACUGUCAACGCUCAGGACAAUGAGCUCUGGACGCCACUUCAUGCUGCUGCAACAUGUGGACACACAGGCCUCGUCAAGAUCCUCAUCCAGCACGGCGCUGAUCUCUUAGCAGUGAACUCGGAUGGUAACAUGCCCUACGACCUCUGUGAGGACGACCCCACGCUUGACAUCAUCGAGACCGCCAUGGCCAACCGAGGCAUCACACAGGAGAUGAUCAAUGAGACGAGAGCAGCGGUGGAGAAGAGGAUGCUGGGAGAUAUUCAGAACCUUCUGCAGGACGGAGCUGACGUCAACCAACACGACUCCCAGGGGGCCACGCUGCUGCACAUCACAGCGGCGAACGGUUACGCACAGGCUGCAGAGAUGCUGUUGGAGGGCGGAGCCAGAACAGAUAUGAGGGAUUCUGACGGGUGGACGCCGCUACACGCCGCAGCAUGCUGGGGACAGGUCCAUGUGGCCGAGCUUCUGGUUUCUCAUGGUGCCAAUCUAAACGCCAAGACGUACAUGGAGGAGACGCCCAUAGAUCUGUGUGAGGAUGAGGAGUUCAGGAAUCAUCUGCUGGAGUUGAAGCACAAACACGACAUCAUCAUGAAAUCACAGCUGAAGCACAAGACGUCACUGUGCCGCCGGACCAGCAGCGCCGGCAGCCGCGGGAAAGUGGUGCGGAGAGCCAGUCUGUCCGACAGACACAAUCUCUGCAGGAAAGAGUAUCAGACCGAAGCCAUCGUGUGGAGAGGAGGACGAGAAAAAGAGGAGCGAGAGCGAGAGUCUGAGCAGGAAAACAGCCAUUCGACGCAGCCGGACGACGCUCCUCAAGUGCCGGGGAUCCUGAAGGACGGCAGCCAACAGAACGGCUGCAUCUCCAGCACUCCAGCGCCGCCCGCGUCGAACGGUGACCCCGUGACCCCUGACCCCUGUGACCCUGACCCGGCGCCCUCCGCCGAGGAGCUCAAGCCCAAAGAGCGCGCGCAGACGCUGUCCGAACUCAAGAAGCAGCGUGCCGCCGCCAAACUCCUCGCCCUGCCCGUCCUCAACGGCCACCUGGGAAACGGCUCGACCAAACCCAGCCCCGAAGAUCCACGCAUGCCGCUGGUCUCGUCCAAUGGCAGCGCGGUCUACUUCACGCCGGCCAGCGGAGACCCGCCCCUGCUGAGGCUCAAGCAGCCAAUAGAAGACGAGGAUCCCAAGAAUGACAGCUGCUGCUGCAUCUCAUAAGACGCUUUCUAGGAACUUAAAGGAUAAGUUCACUUCCAGAAUGCACCUUUUUCACAUGUGCGUGUUUCGUCAUAGUUGGGUUAACUUAAAGAGCGGUGAAUGGGAGAGUACCACAAAUAUGUUUUUUGCAUUCCCAAUUGAUCUAAUGGCAAAAGAAAAACUCCACGAUAAUAGUGUUUUCAUGACUUUCAAUAAAAUAAAAAAAUUGAGAGAGACUGAAAACGACAGUCAGAAGAGAGAACGAUGUCAAAUUUACCGUCUCUCCCAUAAACUUCGCCUAGUUUUUUUGUAAUUUGAUGCAAAGGUAAUAUAAUACAAAGUAUAGUGUUAUAAAUGCACAUACAUUCAAAAAAAAAAAAAAAAAAUGUAAAAAACUUUUGAGGAUUUAUGAUGCUGAUGAACGUUAAAUGCAUCAUCACAAUCUUGUGAAAAGGGUCCAUCGAAAUUCCCUGAAAAUUCACUCAACUCGGUGUCAUCCAAAGUGUUCAUGCCUUUCUUUCUUCGGUCGCAAAGAAAUACAUUUUUUGGAGGAAAACAUUCCAGGAUUUUUCUCCAUAUAGUGGACUUCAGUGAUUUGAACGUCCAAAAUGCAGCUUCAAAGAGGAAUCCCAGCUGAGGAAUAAGGGUCUUAUCUAGUGAAACGAUCGGUUAUUUUCUUUAAAAAAAUGUAUAUUUAUACACUUUUCAACCACUAAUGCUCAGCUUGCUCUAGCUCUGCGAUGCACGUCUUUAUUAGCUGAUGUUGGAAAGGUCUCAGUGUUUACAAAGCAAACAUGCAAAGAAAGUACAAAAAAGGUAAAACAACGAUGUCUGAUGAUUUUAAUGUUGGAGGAGAAAAUGAGAUGGAGUUUUUAAACGAAGUGCAAAGACGAAGAACUAACCGCGUGUGACCUUUCCAACAGGAUUAUGUUAUGUGUGAAGACGUGCAUCACAGAGCAAGAGCUAGCUGAGCAUUUGUGGUUAAAAAGUGGAUAAAUAUUACAUUUUUAAAGAAAAAAAAGCUGCAUUUUGGACGUUCAAAUCACUGGCCACCAUUGAAGUCCACUAUAUGGAGAAAAAUCCUGGAAUGUUUUCCUCAAAAAACGUAAUUUCUUUGCGACUGAAAAAAGACAGGCAUGAACAUUUUGGAAGACACGGGGUGAGUAAAUUAUCAGGGAAUUUUUAAUCUGGAAGUGGACUUAUCCUUUAAGGCGCUUUUGCAUCGGAGGAACCUUUCCAUAGUUCCUAGAUCUUCCUCAAAAAGCGGAAUCUUCCUUCGGUGCGAAAGCGCCGCCUAUUGAGCCAAUCACAGGAUCCCGAGCAUCUGAUUGGCUGAACCCCAUCAGUGCUUUUAUUUGUCAUUCCAAACCUGGAGGUCUGAAGAGGCGUUUGGGAUGAACCCUCUCUGAAACCUGCGUGGGAACUUCUCAAAGCGGAAGGAAUUGAUCUCGUUCAGGCUUCCCAGGUUAAAUGUGUGACUUAUGCUUCUCUAUUUCACUUCCAGCAGCAGAUCGAACGACAGACGAUUCAUUCCACCUGUGUAACGUGCGAUUGUGGUGGUGCACAGACAGACAGCCGCCGCUCUCCUGUAUAGUAUUUAUUUGUAUAUGUGCAUAGAGCCACUCUUCUAUAAGAUUAUUUAUUGUAUUCCAGAGAGAUGAAGUGACGGACGGAGCACAAACGAGUCAGUAUUUUUCUAAGACAGUGUUAUAACGACCAGAUGAAGUAUUUGAACUCACAUUUCACACUCAAAUCACAUGUCAUAUUUUUUGCAUUGUGACAUAAUUUUCAUGACAGUUCAACACCAAAAGCUGAAGGAAAAAUGACUGUAAUUUUACUUAAAUCAGCAGCACAGUAAAUACUAACAUGAUGCAUAAAUGCUAAAUAAUUUAAAUAACAAAUCAAAUUAAAUGUAUCAUUAUUUUUUCUGUUAUAGUCAUUUUACAGACAUUUUUUGUGAGAUUUUGUGAAACGCUUACUGUUAUGAAAAUGUCACGGUGCAAAAAAAAAAAAAAAAUCAUAUGUGACCCUGGAGCACAAAAGCAGUCAUAAGCAGCAGCUAUAUUUGCAGCAAUAGCCAACAAUACAUUGUAUGGCUCAAAAUUAUACAUUUUUCUUUUAUGCCAAAAAUCAUUAGGAUAUUAAGUAAAGAUCAUGUUCCAUGAAGAUAUUUAGUAAAUUUCCUACCGUAAAUAUAUCAAAACUUCAUUUUUGAUUAGUAAUAUGCAUUGCUAAGAACUUCAUGUGGACAACUUUAAAGGUGAUUUUCUCAAUAUUUAGAUUUUUUUGCACCCUCAGAUUCCAGAUUUUCAAAUAGUUGUAUCUCAGACAAAUAUUGUCCAACAAACCAUACAUCAAUGGAAAGAUGAUUUAUUCAGAUGAUGUUUAAAUCUCAAUUUCAGAAAGUUGACCCUUAUGACUGGUUUUGUGCUCCAGUGUCACAUUUUUUAGUUCUUUUGAUGUGAAAUAUGACCCAGAUGUGUUUAUAUGAAGGAAGUGUUGAUCAGAACCCUUAAUAUACUGCUCCCUAUGAAGGGUUUAUUUAUUUCUUUGGAUCCGCUCGAUUGUGACACUCUGCUCUCGGGUGCCAAAGUCUUCCAGAGUGAUGGACAUCAGAAACGGCCAAUGAGGAUCCAGUGCCACUCCUGUAGCCCCGCCCACUCCUCAAGCUGCAUUCAUGCGUCAGAGGCGGGAAAGAAUGUAAAUAAUGCUUGGAAUGCGUUUCCUUCAGAUGAUGGAAAGGGUGUUAGUGAAAGGAGUGAUUAUAGACGUGCACACACAGUAUUCUGUAGCCUGUGAUUCUGAAACUGAAAUAUGAAUAGAGUUCACAUGCAAGGAGUUCGGCUUCCAUUUCUACUGAGGAACAUGAAGGGAAAAGAGCAUCACAACUACUGAUUUUAUAAUUUACUGGAAUAUACUGAUCACUGUAUUAACAUAUUUUCAAUAAAUUGUAUAUUUUGA